Molecule: messenger RNA, 669 nt
Organism: Thlaspi arvense
Lineage: Eukaryota; Viridiplantae; Streptophyta; Magnoliopsida; Brassicales; Brassicaceae
Source: the annotation of a GenBank genome assembly
AUGGAUAGGAAAGGUAAGGGUCGCCAAAAGAUUGACAUGGCCAAGAUACAAAAUGAGAGCCAUUUGCAGGUGACCUUCUCGAAACGCCGGUUGGGCGUGUUCAAGAAGGCCAACGAGCUCGCCACCUUGUGUGGAGCGGAGCUGGGUGUCCUGGUCUUUUCCCCCGGGGGCAAAGCCUACUCCUUUGGACACCCCAACGUUGACACCAUCAUUGCUAAGUUCAAUUCCUUCAGCCCUUUCGAAGGCCAGAUCACUUCGUCCACAGGGGAUCGCCGCAAUGCCACCACUCGGGAACUCGACAGGCGGCUCGAUGAGGCCACGCAAAUGCUGCAGAACGAGAAGAAGCGUGGAAAAGAGCUCAAGAAAAUGCUGCAACAUGAGCGGCAGAAGCAUUGGUUUGUGGCUCCCAUAGAGGAGAUGAACGUAGAACAGCUCCAGCAGGUGGAGGCUGGAAUGAUGGAACUAAGGAAGCAAGUGACCCAGAGAGUGGGCCAACUUGAGACGCAGGCCAAAAUGAAGGAGCAGCGGGCGUUGGUACCUCCUCGUGGACUGCCGAAUUACUUUGGAGGAGUUGGUUGGCCAUUUGAAGCUGGAGCUUCUGGUUCAAAUGGCUUUCCUGUGAUGCCAACUACUGGGUUUAACAAUGGGGCUGGACCCAGCUCCUUCUGA